Messenger RNA from Vidua chalybeata, 865 nucleotides. RefSeq names its product host cell factor C1 (gene HCFC1). NCBI's taxonomy places the organism in Eukaryota, Metazoa, Chordata, Aves, Passeriformes, Viduidae. The coding region runs from base 131 to 865 and encodes 244 amino acids. The transcript has 6 exons. The record is from RefSeq and is a predicted model, not a curated record. Gene Ontology annotation, biological process: chromatin remodeling; regulation of DNA-templated transcription. Gene Ontology annotation, molecular function: transcription coactivator activity; protein binding. Gene Ontology annotation, cellular component: histone methyltransferase complex.
GCAGCCGCAGCCCCGCGCCGGGAGCCGCCGCAGCCGCACGACCCCCGGAGCCGCCGCCGGGAAUCGGGGAGCGGCCGCGGGCCGGGAGGGGGAGGCGGCCGCGGGGCCGCGGACAGGCAGCGGGGGACGCAUGGCAGGCCUGGGCGGGGGGGGGUCCCCGCCGCGGGCCCCCCCGGGCCCCCCCGCGCUGCAGCCGCGCUGGAAGCGGGUGGUGGGCUGGGCUGGGCCCGUGCCCCGGCCCCGGCACGGCCACCGCGCCGUGGCCAUCAAGGAGCUCAUCGUGGUCUUCGGGGGGGGCAACGAGGGCAUCGUGGACGAGCUGCACGUGUACAACACAGCCACCAACCAGUGGUUCAUCCCGGCCGUGCGGGGGGACAUCCCCCCGGGCUGCGCCGCCUACGGCUUCGUGUGUGACGGCACGCGGCUGCUGGUGUUCGGGGGCAUGGUGGAGUACGGCAAGUACAGCAACGACCUCUACGAGCUGCAGGCCUCCAGGUGGGAGUGGAAGCGGCUGAAGGCGAAGACCCCCAAAAAUGGGCCCCCCCCUUGCCCCCGGCUGGGCCACAGCUUCUCCCUGGUGGGCAACAAGUGUUACCUGUUCGGGGGGCUGGCCAACGACAGCGAGGACCCCAAAAACAACAUCCCCCGGUACCUGAACGACCUGUACGUGCUGGAGCUGCGCCCGGGCUCGGGGGUGCUGGCCUGGGACAUCCCCAUCACUUACGGGGUGCUGCCCCCUCCCCGGGAAUCCCACACGGCCGUGGUGUACACGGAGCGCGACGGGCGGCGCUCGCGCCUCGUCAUCUACGGGGGCAUGAGCGGCUGCAGGCUGGGGGAUUUGUGGACCCUGGACAUCGGGGGCUAA